AUGCCUCUUUUCUCGAAGAACCACCACACAACGACCACUGGCACGCACGGCGCUGGCCACUACGACCAGUACGGGACCGGGACGACGGGCACGCAUCACGGUGUCGGAACCGGCCCUACGCACCAUGGCGCGGGGACGACUGGCACGCACCACUACGGCACUGAAGACGCCUACGAGGGCAUGGGCGGUCACACUGCUCCCCACGGCAGCGAGUACGCAGCUGAGCCCUAUGGCAACAACUCUGACAGGGAGGGACGCACGCUGAAGGAGCUGGGCGAGGCGGACCGAAUGGAGGAGGAGGCGAAUAUCCGUCGUCAGCGCGCGCUGGCUCAUGGGACUGCACCUGGUGCUGGGAGGACGGAUACGGUGUUCCUUGAGCGUUUAUCUACGUGUACAGUCACGCCGUUGUUGAGUCUUGAGACCAAGUAUACGGUUUGGCAGGGAAGUCCCGCGCUGAGUUACUUCCUACAUAGUCUGCAAGACGUUGACAUACAGACUUCAAUGUACAUCGAUGGGCGCCUGUCAGUCUUUGGCCAUGUACAAUCUAUCUCUGGCCUUUUGCCCAUCGCGACCCUCGCGCCCUUCACGAAAACAGGAAAUCCUGACUCUGAACAGGGUCAGUACUUCAUCUGGAUUGGUAUCUUCAUUAUCACCGAGCUUUAA
Messenger RNA from Schizophyllum commune H4-8, 663 nucleotides. RefSeq lists its product as uncharacterized. The record is from RefSeq and is a predicted model, not a curated record. The transcript is spliced from 4 exons. NCBI's taxonomy places the organism in Eukaryota, Fungi, Basidiomycota, Agaricomycetes, Agaricales, Schizophyllaceae. Bases 1 to 663 code for a protein of 220 amino acids.